AAUAUGAAUUGAAAUAUGAUGGUAGCUCUCUCUUCUCUUUCUUUUUCUUCCAGAUUAUAUCGGAUGGGCAAUUACAAGAACUUCUUAAGUAGAAUAGCUUCUGAGGCGACAUACUUACAGUAUUGCAUAAGUGAACCUCAUAUUAGAGAGAUGCGAUCAGUCGCUGUCCAAUACAUAAACAGUGUUUGCUACAAGCUUCAACCGUAUCCUCUCUUGCGGUUAUCUCAGAACCUGAUGAUGAAGGAGCUGGAUGUUGAAUCUUUAUGUCAUGAUUGUGGUCUUGAGACAUGUACUGAUUCUGAUGGGUUCACUGUGUUAACCACGAAGCAGUCAACCUUUCGUAGUCCAGAGGACAAGUUCAAAGUUUAUGAUUUGAUUGGAAUGGAACGGAUGAAGAGGUAGUUGAACCUCUGGCUCGUCGUUUAUAUGAAAUGGUUAAUACUCUACAAAAAGAUAUUGUAUUCUAACAUACUUAAGUUACAUGACCUUAGGUAAUCAAAUAGUAUAAGUAUUUGUUUUUGCAAUGCUAUCCGCGUUUGUUACCUCCUUCUGAACCUUGAUGCCAAAGAUUUUUUUAUUUUUCAAGUACUCAAGAGUUCCUAAAUAUUUGUUUGAUAUUAAUA
Camelina sativa (false flax) is the source of this 623-nucleotide messenger RNA. The record is from RefSeq and is a predicted model, not a curated record. Lineage: Eukaryota; Viridiplantae; Streptophyta; Magnoliopsida; Brassicales; Brassicaceae.